GCGUGUUUGUGUGGAUUGACAAUGAAAAUCAUGUGAAGUUUUAUUGGAUUGUUACAAACAAACCUCGUGAAACAAACAAAUACUUUAUUUGUCAAUCACGGUGCCCAAAAUGAGCAGAAUAAUUACAAUAUAAUUUUUCAAACAUAUAAAAUAUAUAAGUAAAAUAAAAACAGGUUAUAUACAAAUUAUAACAUGAUUAGUUUUGGUUUUAAUACAUGUAUUGUAUAUGUGUGUAUCGGUAAUGCUAUUUAUAGACGUUAAAGAUGGUUAAUGCUGUUGACAAGUAAACGGAUAGUGAUCAUAUCUUUAGAUAUUCCAAAGGAUGUCGAUAAAACAAUUAGCAAUUUACAUAUUUUUUAUCCAAGCUAAUUCUGCUAAAUACACACCGAAUUGGAAAUCUUUAGAUUCUAGACCUUUACCGCCAUGGUACGAUCAAGCAAAAUUUGGUAUAUUUAUCCAUUGGGGUGUAUUUUCAGUUCCAAGUUUUCAUUCGGAAUGGUUUUGGAAUUAUUGGAAAUUGCAGAAAAUUCCAGAUGUUGUUUCUUUUAUGGAAAAGAAUUAUCCACCGGAUUUUACAUAUGCUGAUUUUGCUUCACAGUUUACUGUAGAGUUUUUCAAUCCACGGGAGUGGGCGGACAUAUUACAGGCCUCGGGUGCACGAUAUGUUGUCCUAACCAGCAAACACUGCGAAGGGUUCACAAACUGGCCCUCAAAAUACUCCUUCAACUGGAACUCCAAUGCCACGGGUCCUAAUAGAGAUUUAGUUGGCGAACUUUCCAGUGCCAUACGAGAAAAAACGAAUUUAAAAUUUGGAUUAUAUCACUGUCUUUCUGAAUGGUUUAAUCCACUUUACCUCAGUGACAAGGAAUCCAAUUUUACAACACAAGAUUUUGUAAAGUUUAAGAUUAUGCCCGAGCUUUAUGAACUGGUCAGCAAAUAUAAACCAGAGGUGCUUUGGUCUGAUUUGUGUGAGAAAAAAGGACCUGCAUCCUAUUGGACUUCAAGGGAAUUUCUUACAUGGCUUUACAACGAAAGUCCAGUGAAAGAGUCAGUUGUAACCAAUGACCGUUGGUGUGAUGUUUGUUUGUGUAAACAUGGCGGAUAUCACACAUGCACAGACAGAUACAACCCAGGUACAUUGCAGAAGCAUAAAUGGGAAAACUGUAUGACAAUAGAUCGGAGGUCAUGGGGAUAUCGUAGAAAUGCAAAUAUUGAAGAUUACUUAUCUGUGCAUGAAAUUAUUACAACUUUCGCAUCGACAAUCAGUUGUGGUGGAAACAUGUUAAUGAAUAUUGGUCCAACCAAAGAGGGUAUACUUAUGCCGGUAUUUGAAGAAAGACUUCGACAGUUUGGUAGCUGGCUGAAAGUAAAUGAGGAGGCUGUAUAUGGAUCUGUGCCAUGGAGUCAUCAGAAUGAUAGCUUAACCAAAGAUAUUUGGUAUACAAUGCGAAAAACUGAUAAUGAUGGAACUGUUGUUUAUGCAAUAUUGCUGUCAUGGCCAGUGCAGUCUGUGUUGAAGUUAUUUGAGCCUUUAGCAACACCUGACACACAAGUAACCAUGCUUGGUUAUCAGGGAAAAUUUAGCUGGAUUCCUGGACUUGAAUAUCAAGGAAUUUAUGUCAAUAUGCCAAUGAUAUCAUGGAAUAAACUGCCUUCUCAGUGGGCCUGGGUAUUUAAAUUGACGUUUAUUGACAAUUAGUCUUCUUAUUAACAAAUAAGAAACGGACUCUACCACCAGUCACCAUCAGUCUGUGUACUAAAGAGGUAGCCAGCUAUGCAACCGUAUUAUUAUAUCAACAAGUGAAAUGUCCAAAACGAAAGAGGAAUUUGUAUAGGACAGAUAUGUCUUGUCAUGCACUUUUCCCGAACGUAUUUGUUUGUAGCAAAACAUAGAAGGAGCUGUUAGUCAUGGAUAAAACUAGCAUCAUAUCAAGCUGAGUUUCACAAAUUUUGAAUGUUUGCAAACUUCGGAAAUAAUAUUUGUUUGAUAAUAUAAAUGUGUCAAUUUUUAUUUACAGGAACAUCAAUAGAGAAAUUGGUUUUGAUAUGCAUAAUUUUGAAUACAGCUUCAAUUUUUUAACAACAUUCCAAAAUAAAUUUUUAAAAAUCUGUUGAUAAACGAGCAUCACAUUAUUUGAUAGAUACAGCUUCUGUAUUAAUAUAUCACUCACUUGAGUUCUUAAGAAAAGCCAUUUCAUCGCCCUUUACUCCAUCAUUCCUUUCUUAUAUACAAUUGUUGUUUAAAAACACUUUAUUGUCCUCUUUUUCAUUACUAAUUGUUCAUCUUUGUUUUCUGAAAUUCACAGUUAUACUAUUAGAUAAGAGACGUCUUUAAACCAGCUAUGUAAUGAAGCCUUUUCGACGACGAAGACUUGUCAGAUUUUGACACGAGUUUCACGAUUAGUGUCAAUAGCGGAACUGGAGCUACAACUCUAUAAAUUCAUUCAUUGUUUUGCCGGACUACUGUUAUUCAAUCUUUAGUUUUUACAUGUAAUGGUUGGUGGUUUGUCUUUUCGAUUUUUUCCUUGACCAUGGUGUUUUCUUGUUUUUUUUUUUGGUUUUUUUUUCAGUUCAUGGCUUACUAUAGCCCCUUGGUAUCUUUUUACCUUUCUACAUCACGGAAAUAUUUAAUAGCAAAAUAUGAUAAAAAUGAUGGAAUGCAUUUCUAGCACUCAAUAUCGAUACAUUACACUUCUUCUAAACCUAUUAGUGUUUGAUUGUACGCCUGAAUAAAAUAAUAACAAUAUGUAUAAUUACCUAUUACACAAUACUUUGGAAACUCUACCAGUAAAAUCAUUUCCACUUUAUAAUGGAGGUAAUAGCACAUAAGAAUGGAAAAGUUUUAUCAUCCAUUUGAAUACGCUUUCAUGCAAUAUUGCAAGGUUGUAAAAUUGGAUACUAUUGAUGAUGAGUUUCAUUGUACAUUUUCAUGUACAUUUUUAUAAGGAAAGAAAAACUUUUACCACGCGAUAUUUCCUACAAACAUAAUGUUGAUUUAAAAAAUGCUUAUUAUCGAUACUUAUGAAAUAUGCUUUAAACUUGCAAUUGGUUGUAAAAUUGUGUUAUCAGCUGUUGUCAUAUAUUCUUGCCUGCUUCCUGUAAUUUGUUUGUUUAUUUUACUUCGAUAAUUUGUUGUUUAUAAAUUUAAUGUUCAUCAUUAUGUAUAUGUGUUAUUGUUUGUAAUUAUUCAAAGACCCGUGUUGGGGUUAUGAGAAAUAAAAUACAAAAUACAAAUAAUUAA
Molecule: messenger RNA, 3241 nt
Organism: Mytilus californianus (California mussel)
Lineage: Eukaryota; Metazoa; Mollusca; Bivalvia; Mytilida; Mytilidae
Product: alpha-L-fucosidase-like
Exons: 8
Coding region: 323-1699 (458 amino acids)
Biological process (GO): glycoside catabolic process; fucose metabolic process
Cellular component (GO): lysosome
Molecular function (GO): alpha-L-fucosidase activity
Source: RefSeq, a predicted model, not a curated record